Ordospora colligata OC4 is the source of this 1404-nucleotide messenger RNA. RefSeq lists its product as uncharacterized. Lineage: Eukaryota; Fungi; Microsporidia; Ordosporidae. The coding region runs from base 1 to 1404 and encodes 467 amino acids. The record is from RefSeq and is a predicted model, not a curated record. The transcript has a single exon.
AUGCAGUUUGCAAAGGCAUUUGACCAAGAGCAUUCUAAAACUCAAAAAACACAUCUAUCGCAUUUGAUUGAUAAAGAUCAUGACACAUGCACACCAAAGUCUCCGAACACAUCACAGCAAUUGGGAAAAUAUAUUGCAAACGGACUUGACAUUCUUUCGCUCUCAGAUAUGAAGAUUUCGAUUGAUAAGCAUCAAUGCAUAGAUGAAGAUGCGAGCACUGAGGACCUGAAAAGCGAUGGAUUAUUUGAAUAUAGGGAUCUGUUUGGUGAGAAUGCAGAUACAGGAGACAAUGUGUAUCUUAGCAGUAUUUAUGAGAUAUACUCAAAGUUGAAUAUGAAAGUUGACAAGCUGUUUACAAGAGAAUAUUUUGAUAAAACAUUCAUGAAGCAGAUACUGGAAGAAGCAUGUAUUGGAAAUGCAGCUAGGAUAAGAGGCAUGAUUUGUAAGGAGAUGCGCGAUAGAGAUCCACUGUUUGAUGUGAAUAAAUAUCAGGCACAAAGAAUGGAGCGUAAGCAAUCAGAAUGCAAGCAAAUGCAUUAUAUGACAGAUGGGUGCAGCAUGAUUAAGGAUGUACAGGGAAUGAUGGAUGAUGCAGAAUACAUUGCUAAGAUUGGUAGCAAGCUGAGGAGGAUGUAUGCAGAGGCAAAGCGAGAGGUUCUUGAGGUAGAGCUAAACUUGUCAAGAACAUGCAGUGACUUAACGAGACAACUUGAUGCAUGUUCAAGAGAGCUUGCAGGACGAGAUAAGGAGAUUGAGGCAUUGAAAGCAAAUGAAGAACUGAUUAUUAACAGUAUGAGACAGAUGAGUAGUGAUUCAUGCAAUGGAAUGGAAAUGACUAGUGAAUGUGACUAUCAGAAUGAAUUACAUUCAGCUGUAGCAAUGCAAAUAUUAAGCAAUGCUAGAAAUGAAUAUAUGGAUAUGAAGCAGAGCGUUGAAAGAAUGAAGCAAAGAAUUGAUGAAUUACAUCAAGAAAACCUUGGUAUGAAAGAGACGAUUGAGAAUUACAAACAACAGGUUGGAAAGAAUGAAGAGACAAAAAAGGAGCUUGAAAUACUAUUGAAUGAAAACAUUCGAUUUUCUGAGGCCAUUACAAAGCUUUGCAGCAAGAAUUCAAAGACAAAGAAUGAUUUGAUUACAGCAAGAGACAUGCUAAAGCAAGCAAACGAGGCAAUAAAAUCUAAGAAUGCAACAAUAAGCAAACAGAAGAAUAUAAUAGAUGUCCUUCAAUCUCGUGUUGGAGAAGAGUACUUGGUGCCAAUGAACGAACUUCAAGAAAGAGUAGACGACCUAAAGACACAAAUCAACCAGGAAACCAACGUUCAUGAAAGAGAUAGAUUGGGCCAACAGAUCGAAGACUAUGAAAGAAGAAUAGCCGAUUUUCUUUGCCUUAUAAAACGAAACUAA